CCAGAGCAGGAGAACGGGAACUGCAGAGAGACCAAAAGACUUCCAGAGUAAAUCUUAAAGUUGUUGUUUUUUUAGUAAUGAAGUUUGGUGAUUUGCACGUUUUUACUGCACUGAUACACAAAAGGAUUAUUCUACUUGUGCGAUCAUCUCUGGCAACGUGAUUCGACAUUCAUCUAGCAGCUCUGGUUGGGAAUCAGAUUCCAGUCGGCACUCUACCUCUAACAUCAUCCCUCCAGCAUGAGCGAUGAUGGGGAGAGACAAAGGCCCGAUGGGAGCCAUGAGGCCAGACAGGCCCCCAACGUCAAACCCAAACUCGGCCAGAAAGAGAAGAACAGCAAGGAGGACAUGUGGAAGAAGGAGAAGCCUGCAAAGGUGAGGAGAUCGAGGAGUAUCGACUCGGAGAGGGUGGAGAGAGGCAGGAGGAGAGAACGAGACAGGCACCAGGAAGAGAGGAGGCAGCGGGGGAGGAGUGAGGAGACCCGGAGACGAGACAGGAAAGCGGGAGAGAGUGACAGGAGGAAGAUGAAGUCCCCCGAAGAUGAUGUGGAGGACACUGAGUGCGCUGUGUGUUUCUGCUCAUACGAUAACAUCUUCAAGACCCCGAAACUGCUGGCGUGCGGUCACACCUUCUGCUUGGAGUGCCUUGCUCGCAUCAACGUCAUCUCUCCUCGGCUCAAGACCCUGUGCUGCCCCGUGUGUCGUGAGCUGACCGAGCUGCCCCACGGCCAGGACCUGCCCCGCCUGGGCAACAAUGAGGACAUCAUAGGCAAACUCCCACCAGACAUGCAGAGAAUGCUGUCCAUCCGAUUCAAGCGCAGCAAGGGCAAACUGCUCCUGAAGAACCAUCCUCACAGCGGCCCGUCCAAGUCUAAUUUCUUCUCCCUGCCUAAAAAGAGCCAGAGUGGCCAGGUGACAGCAGGUGGUGACCUCCACUUGAGUGCACUAGAGCAGGGAAUAGCCCCCACCACUAUGGUGGACGUAGGCAGGCCUCCAAACAGGGUCGGAGGUCGCCUGCGCAGGUUGUUCCGCUCGGACCAGUGCUACUACAUUGUGGUGGCGUCCAUCAUCACCAUCACUGUGGCGCUCAUGCUGGUUGGGAUUCUGGCCUUUGUGAUCAUACCGAAUGUGAUUAUUCACGGGAGGCCUGAACAAGCAGGGAACGGCACAUUAAACCGCCCCCCGGGGAAUGGACCCUGA
Cottoperca gobio is the source of this 1197-nucleotide messenger RNA. It is a transcript of the gene rnf183, whose product is annotated as ring finger protein 183. The transcript has 2 exons. Gene Ontology annotation, molecular function: ubiquitin protein ligase activity. Lineage: Eukaryota; Metazoa; Chordata; Actinopteri; Perciformes; Bovichtidae. The record is from RefSeq and is a predicted model, not a curated record. Gene Ontology annotation, biological process: protein ubiquitination. Bases 238 to 1197 code for a protein of 319 amino acids.